Molecule: messenger RNA, 2481 nt
Organism: Hyla sarda
Lineage: Eukaryota; Metazoa; Chordata; Amphibia; Anura; Hylidae
Molecular function (GO): protein binding
Source: RefSeq, a predicted model, not a curated record
AUGUCAGAAGAAUUAAUAGAGUUCAUUUCUGAGGGAUUAACAUUUGUCUUUAACAAUACCACCUUUUUAUCGGGAGAGCAGUGGUAUAAGCAGGAGACCGGAACCCCGAUGGGUACCCCGGUCUCCUGUACUUAUGCUAACUUAUUCCUAGGAGUAUUCGAAAAUUCAUAUGUCUACAGUACAAAAAAUCCUUUCUUAAAAUACAUUAAAACAUAUCACAGAUAUGUAGAUGAUAUCAUCGUCACUUGGACAGGGACAGAAACACUGUUUGAGCAGUUCGUAGAGUAUUUAAAUAAUAACUCUGUUAACAUGCACUUCACCAGCCAAUACGGUGGCAAAAAAUUUGAAUUUUUAGAUCUUAGACUUGUCAAUGACAAAGGAUCAAUAAUCACUGAAAAUUACAGAAAAGAUGUAGCUAGGAACACAUUGCAGCAUUAUCAUAGUUCGCACAGACCAACAGUGAAAAAUAAUAUCCCAUACGGACAGUUCAUCCGGCUCAAACGUAAUAACACUAAUGAGAUGACAUAUAUACAGCAAGCCAACGCGUUAGAAAAUAGAUUCAAAGAGCGAGCAUACCCAGAGAGUAUAAUCAAAAAAGGCAGAGAAAAAGCAGAAAAGGUAAAAAGGAAAGAUUUAUUAAAAAAUAAAGUACAACCAAAGGAAAAAGAGAUGGAAAGAAAAAAGUUUACUUUUGUGUUCCAAAACUCAACUAUGAACUCUGUGAUGGAGCAGGCAAUCAGAAGAAACUGGUUUCUAUUAGAAGCCGAUGAGGACCUAAAAGAAGUGGCACAGUCAAGACCUAGGAUUACAUAUAAAAAGAAUAUCACUAUAGGGGAGACUAUUAACAAAAACAAAAGAAAGAAAGCAGCCACGAAAAAAGAGACAUGGCUAGAUAACGUCAUACCUAAAGGAAAUUACAAAUGCAGGAAUUAUAUUCCUCCUGACAACCAAAUGUCACCGCAGGGAGUCGACCCGUCAGCAAUCCCUGAAGAGAAGACGGACAUCCCAGAAGCAACUACAGCACGAACUCAGUGUAAGCGUCCUGCGGGGGAGGGGAUCAAACCUGUAAGAGAGAAGGAGUUUUAUGAUAAGGAUGAAUAUCUAUACGUGACAUGUGACUCUGGAUAUCGUCUAUCGUCAUCACCGUCACCACGUAUCCAAUGUAUAAACCCCGGCAGAGAUAAUGAGUGGAGUUCUCCCCCACAGUGUAUCGCUCAGUGUAAGCGUCCUGCGGGGAAGGGGAUCAAACCUGGAGGAAACAAGUUUUAUAAUAAGGAUGAAUAUACAUACAUGACAUGUGAGACUGGAUAUCGUCUAUCACCAUCAUCAUCACCACCACCAUCCUCUAUGAGGAUCCUAUGUAUAAACCCCGGCACAGAUAAUGAGUGGAAUCCUCACUUACAGUGUAUUGCUCAGUGUAAGCGUCCUGCGGGGGAGGGGAUCAAACCUGGAGGAAAGGAGUUUUAUGAUAAGUAUGAAUCUCUAGACGUGACAUGUGACACUGGAUAUCGUCUAUCAUCAUCAUCAUCACCACGUAUCCAUUGUAUAAACCCCGACACAGAUAAUGAGUGGAGUCCUCCCCCACAGUGUAUCGAACAAUGUAAGAAACCAUCAAUAAGGAACCUGGAGAAAUUGUCACCAUACAAGGAAUAUUAUAACCGGGGUGAUAAGAUCACAUUACAGUGUAAUCCUGGAUAUUACCCCUCAUAUAACACAAUACAGUGUAAGAAUAAUGGAUCCCGGAGUGACUGGACACCAUCUGCUGUCUGUAUAGGAGUCAAAGUGACCAUCAUGGAGGUGACAUCUACCAGCAUCCAACUGAGUAUUGUGUGCACCCCGGAUCAGUGCAAGGACACCCAGAAAACUAUAAAGACCUGUAUUAAGCCUCAAGAUCCCAACAUAGAUUCCUGUAAAGGUGGAAAAGAUGUCACCUUCUCUGGUCUGAAGCCAUAUAAACAAUAUGAAAUCCUGAUCACACAUCGUCGGUCACAGCUCCCUCUACAGACAUUACAUAUCACAACUGGUGAAACAGUCCCCGCAGCUCCAGAAAUGGUGCAGAUGCCCAGCAUGGAGGACGGUACAAUAAUUUGGAAGAUAAAUGAUGACAGGGGAAAUAUCACCGGAUCUGAGCUGAACAUCGUGGGCAAGAGAGAUUACAAUUCUUCCUUCUCUCUAAAUCUAACUGAGUGGUCCCCCCCUAAUGUUACCCAAUACAAGAUCAGUCUACAGCACGGGACCAACUACACCUUCAGGGUCCGAGGAUUCACAUCUGCAGGAGGUGGAGAGUAUAAGGAUAUUACCAUGGAGACCCCAAUUGGAGAUCCUCCUGAGCCCAGGGUUGUGCGCAAGGAUUUAUCGUUUCAGCUCGUCCCGGUGUCUGAUGUCCAUGGACCAAUCAGGUCAGAGGUCAAAUCCAGAUUAAUAAGAUCAAAGGAUAGAAGGGGAGAGGCUGAGCUCAGGGACAGCUGUCAAUCAUUAUGA